Messenger RNA from Saprolegnia parasitica CBS 223.65, 531 nucleotides. RefSeq lists its product as hypothetical. The transcript is spliced from 3 exons. The record is from RefSeq and is a predicted model, not a curated record. The coding region runs from base 1 to 531 and encodes 176 amino acids. Lineage: Eukaryota; Oomycota; Saprolegniomycetes; Saprolegniales; Saprolegniaceae.
AUGCUUCGCGGGUGGUCCACCAAGCACGCCCACUACGACGGUCUCGUAUAUGCCGAUGCCACGUACGACGUCGGACCCACCGCGUCGACCGAUACGCAGUCUGCGUGCGACGCUCACUGGCAAGUCUUCAACGACAAGGAGCUCUACUCCCGCAUGAAUGUCAAUGCGCUCGACUACAAGGUCAUCCACCGCGCACACGACGACUUGCUUGUCGCUUGCUCGACGAUCCUCUUUCCCGGGAGUGUGCUCGUCACGCGCUACAUGAUCCUCUACAAGAUGCGAUUCCGCGAUGGCUUCCACUCGUGCUGCUUGAGCUUCGCACCCGACCUGAGCGAGAUUACGACGUGCACCUUGAUGAAGUACGCGAUUGUGCAUGGCGCCGUCGUCGCCCAAGCCCUCUCGCGAAGCAGCGCGCCACGUCACCUCGACGCGACCUCUCUUGUGCUGAGGAUGAUCGAGCAGCUCACCAAGUGGCUCGGCCACAUAUCGCCACGAGUCGACCACAUGACGGAGUAUAUGGUGGCUCUGUGA